AGUGAAGAUCGGAAUCGUUUAGUUAAGCCCGAACUUGCUGUUUCUGCUGGGGACAUUGUCGGUGUAGUCACAUUUGGCGUCCAAACUGGAGUUGUUGUUGUUGACGUGUUUGUGGUCGGUGUUGUUGUACAUGACGUGGAUGUGUUUGAUGUUGUUGUACUUAUUGUGGACGUGGUUGACGAUGUUGUUGUUGUUGUGUUUGUGGUCGGUGUUGUUGUACAUGACGUGGAUGUGUUUGAUGUUGUUGUACUUACUGUGGACGUGGUUGACGAUGUUGUUAUUGUUGUGGUCGUGGUUGAUGAUGUUGUGACUGUUGUGGUUUUAGUUAUCGAUGUUGUGGUUGAUGAGGAUGUGACCGCCGUUGUUACGGUUGUUGUUGUCGAUGUUGUUGUAGUUGUGGAAGUUUCUGACGAUGUCGUAUUUGUUGUAGACGUGGCUGGCGCUGUAGCAGUUGUUGAGGACAUGGUUGACGGUAUCGCGAAUUAA
Molecule: messenger RNA, 486 nt
Organism: Gongylonema pulchrum
Lineage: Eukaryota; Metazoa; Nematoda; Chromadorea; Rhabditida; Gongylonematidae
Source: the annotation of a GenBank genome assembly